GCUCCACGUCCGCAGGGCGGGCUGGGCGGCGGGCUCGGCGGACGCCGCGCCUGCUGGACCCGGCGAGCGUCGGCGUCGGGGGCGUGUCUGCCCCGCGGCUGGGGGCCGGGGCCGUGGCUGUGGAGGGCCAGGUGAGCGGCUGCUCGGCGCGGGCCGGCUCCUCGGAAGCGGGCCCGCCGCGCCAGCGAUUCUCCUGGCCUACCAUUCCUAGAGCGCCGAUUUUGUGCCUGGCACCGUGCGCUGGGCUUUGCAUCUGUUUGUUAAUUUUCUCCUCAUACUCCGUUGCAACGCAGAUCUUCAAAGAUCCCUCAGUGCCUGAAAGAGAAAAGAUCCUCUUUAUUAUGUCAUCUAGAGCUGGUCACAAUGGGGACCCACUGUUUAUGGAUGGAUCCUUUUCCAGUCCUCCCCAGUCAAGCAAGUCCACUACACUCAAACCCGCUACAACCUUAUCUCCCCAUCUUCCUGCUUUAACUCCCACACAGAGCAUCUCCAUCAAUGCUGCUCCUAAUUUGUGGUUUCUUGUGUUCCAGGAUGUUAUCAUCAUGGCGGCCCUUGGCUUGGGCUUCCUCACCUCGUCUUUGCGGAGACACUGCUGGAGCAGCGUGGCCUUCAACCUCUUCAUGCUGGCCUUCGGGGUGCAGUGGGCGGUCCUGCUGAAUGGCUUCCUAGAGCAGCCCUCCUCUGGGGGGAUAGUCAUCAAUCUGUACAGUAUUCAGCUGGCCACCAUGAGUGCCAUGUCUGUGCUGAUCUCAGCAGGCAGCAUCCUGGGGCGGGUCAACCUGGUGCAGCUGGUGGUGAUGGCACUGAUGGAGGUGACAGCCUUUGUCAUCUUGAGGACAUUCGGCAAGAAGUUCUUGUAUAUGGACGACCACAUAAGCCUGAUGUACAUCCAUGUGUUUGCAGCCGAUUUUGGGCAGAUGGUGGACCGGUGCCUCUCAAAGCCUCUGCUGGAGGAAGUGAAGGAGAAAGUUCAGAUGGCAACAGGCCCCGGUUUGUUUGCCAUGCUGGGCACCCUCUGCUUGUGGAUCUUCUGGCCGAGUUUCAACUCUGCUCUGCUAGAUGUGACAGACGAAAGGAAGAACGCCUUGUUCAACACCCACUAUGCUCUUGCGGUCAGUGCGGUGACAGCCAUCUCGGUGUCGGCCUUGUCUAACCCCGGAGGGAAGAUCAACCUGAUUCAUAUCCACAAUGCAGUGCUGGCAGGAGGUGUGGCUGUGGGUCCCUCGUGUCACCUGAUCCCUUCUCCUUGGCUUGCCAUGGUGCUGGGCCUUAUAGCUGGACUGAUCUCCAUUGGGGGAGCCAAAUGCCAGCAGGUGUGUUUACACCACCAGCUGGGGAUCCACGACAGCUGCGGCGUGCAGUAUACCUUCGGCUGGCCCGGUCUGCUCGGAGGCGUCGCCUACAUCGUGCAGAUGGUGCUUCGGGUCGACCGGACCUGGAAUCCCAUGACGGACCAGCAGGUGCUCAUUUACGUGGGGAUGCUGGGCUGGGUCAUGGCUAUCGGCAUGCUGUCUGGUCUCCUGACAGGUUUAAUCUUAAAACUCGAAAUAUGGAAAGCACCUCAUGAAGCUAAAUAUUUUGAUGACCAGGCUUUCUGGAAGUUUCAUCAUCUGGCUACUGGAUUUUAAGCAGAAGUAUCCAAGAAAAACAAGGCCUGUUUGAAAACAAGACAACUUCCUUUCAUCAUGACCCGCCUUCUUUUUGUGUGCAACAAACACGUGUUACAGCAGACUCUUAUGUACAAUGAGAGGUCAGAGGUAGAUUUGAUAUUAAAAAUAAAAGACCAAAAACCUGUUUAAGCGGUAAUUUCAUAAUAGCCUUAAACAAAUGUUUGGUUUCCUUAAAGAUGAUGCUAUCAAUAUUUUCUUGGGUACAGACACAUAACUAAGGUUUUGGUUCAAUUUUAUUGACAAUUCUUAGAUUCUUUCUCAUGCUUAAUAAAGUCCGCUACCCCGUUAACUCUCAUCUACAUCAGGAGAGUAGAUGAUACCAAAUAGGGAAAAAUUAAGAACUCACUUAUAUUUAGUCCUAUAAUGCAGACAUUACAUUUUUAUUCCAGCAGUUCCACAAGGUAGUUCUUAUUCCCUGAGCACAUUCUGAAUUUAACUGUGGGGAAAGAUGUCACAGUCAAUUGUGGAGAUAUAUUGCCUUAUAAUUUAAAAACUAGUUCUAUAACCUUGAGGAAAUCAUUCAAAUUUCCCUGGUCUCGGCUCCCUCAACUGUAAAAAGAAAAGGUGGACUUCAAUCUCUAAGAACCCCUCCAAUUCUCACCCCCUAAUGGAUCUAAAACUCGCCUGAGGGAUUUGCUGUGGGAUGACAGCAACACAAUCAGUUCUCUGAGUAGUGUCUUAAUGACCAGGCAGUAUUCAAAACAUAUACUGACAGACAACUAUGGCUGAGAUGGAGAAGAGUACCGCAAAUUUAAAUCAUCUAAGAGACACUUGUGUUUGAGGAAGGGCUAAUUGUAGCAAGUUUCAGGAAAGAAAACAUUUCAAGCUGUAGUUCUAAAGAAUGCAUAUCCCACAGUUAGCUGGUUCAUUAAAAAAAAAUUCCCAUUUUCCCAAGGUGGGGACCCUGGGGGAUAACAGAGUUCUAAAGAGGGACAGACUAAGAGAAUUCCAGUAGCUAAUGUCUAUAGUUAUAAUUGACCUUGCUGGUCUAUUUUGAGCUUAGUGCUUCAGUACAGAGAGACAGUGAAAAUGUGAAAUCCAAUUUAUCAUCAAACCAACAACAAAAAAAUCUGUCACCUGAGUAAAGACUAGUGUCAAGUCCCUACCCUUUUCCUCUUUCCUUCAGUGGUGGAUGUGGAGAGACUGUCAGCGUCCCACCAGGCCCAUGUGUCAUGGCUGAGUUAUCACCACCCCCUCCCACCCUGAAUCAGUGGCACUGAGGAGCCUGGCGGCUGGAUCACAGGGCUUCUCUCUCUUACGACAUGUUCACUCACCCCUUGGGAGACCCUCCAGAGCUGCUCACACCGAAAUGUUUACAGAAUUUUUGGCAAAACUGUAUAAACCAAACACAAAGUAUAGUGAGAAAGAAUUCUGACCACUGAAUAGUUUUUAAAAACAAGGAGAUGUUUAUAUUUCUUUUAACAUUUGACACAGAAGAGGCCACAUUUAAAUAAGCACAUUAAAUCUUCAGAGCACUUUAAUUACAGUUUUGGACCUUGGAUAUGACAAAUACUCAUAUAAGUUGUAUCCAUAAUUUCUUUGUAUUUUUACAAAUUAUACCACGAUAAAGCUUAAUAAAAAUUACUCGUGCACUAUUUUUCUUUAAUAUUUUAUGUUAAUCAAAUGUAUACCACAAGAUUUUUGUUUUGGCUGCUUAAAUAGGGAGUUCUCAUGAUUUUAGUAUUACACAAAUUUAAGCAAAGACUACACUCAGAAAUAAGUUUAGAAAAUGGCAUUACAAAAGAGAGGGAGUAGAAAAAAAAACCCACGCAGGGCUGCUGUGCAGUAGGAAAUCGGACGUUUUCACUGCCAUAAGUCUUCGGUGCGGCCAAACUUAAAAACCAGUCCUC
This is a messenger RNA of Equus quagga, 3520 nucleotides long. RefSeq names its product Rh blood group CcEe antigens (gene RHCE). The record is from RefSeq and is a predicted model, not a curated record. Gene Ontology annotation, molecular function: ammonium channel activity. The transcript has 11 exons. Bases 342 to 1628 code for a protein of 428 amino acids. Gene Ontology annotation, cellular component: plasma membrane. Lineage: Eukaryota; Metazoa; Chordata; Mammalia; Perissodactyla; Equidae. Gene Ontology annotation, biological process: ammonium transmembrane transport; ammonium homeostasis.